UGCUGACGAAGGGUGCAUCAGAAUUUUUGUGAUCGCUCGCACUUGUGAUUGUACAAAUUUCCGAACACCACUAUCACCGCGGUACAAGAAAAGAAAAACGCCACGACAGGAACAAAAGAUAAGUGCCCUCGCGAGUGUAGUAGCUGAUUACUCUCCAGACACUAUAGGGUGCAAGUAUCUCGUCAGCACCAUCAAGGCGUAUCCCUUCCCGCGGGUGUUCAAAGUAGAUUGGGAAGAAAUUUUCCACGCCACAACGCCAAGGUCCAGGAGUUUGACGAAUAGAGGAAAAACUACACCACCAUCAUGGAAACCAACGGAACCAGUGAAGAACAGCAGCAGCAACAGCAAACGGGCCAGCAGCAACCUCCGCUAUUCGACAAUGUCGACAUCACUUCGCCAGACGACGAGAACGAGAACGAUAUCUUCGAAUCCGCGAUCCAGGAACCACUGUCGCCCGUACUGGAGGAUGUCCCAACGGACGAAUCCGGGGAUGCGUUUAUCGAAAUUUCAGUCUCCGAUCCGCAGAAGGUCGGCGAUGGUAUGGGAUCCUACCUUGCCUACAAAGUCUCCACCAAAACCAACAUUCUAAAGUUCAAAAAGCGCCAAUUCUUCACGAUGCGUCGCUUCAGUGAUUUCCUCGGGUUGCAUGGUCUGCUGGUGAGCAAGUACCUUCGGCUGGGUCGUAUCGUUCCACCGGCUCCGGAGAAGAACAUCAUCGGAACGACGAAGGUGAGAAUGGGUAGUCAACCGCAGAGCGACCCCGGUACUGGAGUCAACCAGGAGUGGGUGGAGAACCGGCGGGCUUCGCUGGAGCGUUUCCUAAACCGCGUGGCCCAGCAUCCGAUCCUGUGUCAGGAUACUGAUUUUGUAAAUUUCCUCGAAAGCGACCUGGAACUGCCACGGGCGGUCAAUACGGCUGCCCUGAGUGGGGCGGGAGUUAUGAGGCUGUUCAAUAAGGUUGGCGAAACGGUCAAUAAGAUUACCUAUAAGAUGGAUGAAACCGAUCCGUGGUUCAAUGAUAAAAUCAACGAAGUGGAAAAUAUUGAUGCCCACAUGCAAAAGUUGCACUCGGCGCUUAAGGCGCUGGUUACUCACCGACGGGAGCUUGCUACCCUGACGGGAGGCGUGGCAAAAUCGGCUGCUCUGUUGAGUACCUGUGAGGAACAUACGGGACUUUCGCAGGCCUUAUCCCAGUUGGCUGACGUGGAAGAGAAGGUUGAACUGCUGCGAUCCGAACAGGCCAAUUCGGAUCUGUACAUCCUGUGCGAGACGAUCAAGGACUACAUUGGGUUAUUCGGCGCGAUAAAGGACGUCUUUCACGAACGGGUGAAAGUGUUCCAAAACUGGCAACAUGCGCAGAUGCAGUUGACGAAGAAGCGCGAGAAUAAGGCCAAACUGGAGCUGCAGGAGAGAAGAGACAAGCUGGAUUUUGCCCAGAAGGAGGUGGAAGAGUGGGAAGGUAAAGUACAACGCUGUCAGAAGGAGUUUGACAACAUUUCCAGUGAGAUUAAGAAGGAGAUGGAACGCUUCGAGCUGGCCCGUGCGCGAGACUUCAAAUCAACCAUCAUCAAGUAUCUGGAAGAUCAGAUGGCACAUCAGCAGCAGCAAAUGAAGUACUGGGAAGCUAUCGUGCCGGUGGCGAAAGAGAUUGCCUGAGACGAGCUGAACGCAGCGAAUACCAUUUGUACUGACGAUGAAAACAAUAGUAGAAAGCUGACAAACACCCUGCGUCUCUCGAUCAACUUGGCCGACGCCAAUGCAAGAAUUUCGUAGAUUUCUCCUUUGUUCGGAACUCGCACCCUCUCAUCAUCAAAAGUAGAGCAAAGCAAAUAUAAGAAGCAUAUUAGCAAAUAGGAACAAAAGAGUCAGUGAGAGUAGGACAACACAUUCAUCCUUUUUUUUUGUAUCGUUAUAAGUGAACUCAUUAUACUAUACCAAUCGCGGUAUAGCAACGUAGAUCUUCAGCUUACUUUCGGAUAGCAGAGCUCGUUCUAAACGAAACGACCAAUGUUGAAACGUUUAUUUUUCUCUAUAUUGUAAACAGCGUUUUUUUUUUUUUUUUUGUAAAUAAUCACCUUUACCUGAUUCUCGAACAGCUCUGUGCACAUGUGGUUGCAGACCAAAUGCAGGACAUAUCAAGCAAACUGCUCUGAUAUAAUCGUGUCGAGAUCUAGAAUGUACAUAGAUAUACCGAAUAUGUAUUGUGGAUUGAAAUUAUUGCAGCAUGACAAGCUCGGUUUGAAUUUAAUACACGAUUGAACCCGCGAUAAUAAUUGGCUUUGUUUUGUGCACUUCCCUCGAAUAGAAUUCAUUCAAAUUUAGACAAAUGUAUCGUUGAACGAUUGAAAAUAAGUGUAGCAACUGUCAGACGAGCUCUAUUCUUGAUUGAUUAUGUAUUAUUAUUUGUUGAAUCACAACCAGUCUGCAAAAGUUCAUUGUUUGAAAUAGUGUGCAUACAUCAAUCGUUAUUGGCGAAAAUCAUUGAACAGAAUUUUUAAACAUAACAGAAAUUUUAUAUCCCUUGAAGUAUUGGAAAUAAUCAAACCUCUCGCAGUGUUGAGCGAAUGAACAGACCAUAGCUUGUGUAGAAUAAUAGAUCUAGAUCAAGUGAUAUCUGUGGACAUCAAUAAUAAGCCGUUUUACACAAUUUUAUGCUUGCAUUUAUGAUCUCGAUCUGCAUUCUUUAAUACUUUAGCGCCAACAAUGGGUUGCAUGAAUCAUUGCGUCCGAGCUGAACAAUCACCCCUACUAUAAUAGCAGGAAGUAAACACUACAGCGCAUAACGAAA
This is a messenger RNA of Ochlerotatus camptorhynchus, 2788 nucleotides long. It is a transcript of the gene Snx1, whose product is annotated as sorting nexin 1. Gene Ontology annotation, biological process: early endosome to Golgi transport. Lineage: Eukaryota; Metazoa; Arthropoda; Insecta; Diptera; Culicidae. The coding region runs from base 304 to 1656 and encodes 450 amino acids. Gene Ontology annotation, molecular function: phosphatidylinositol binding. The record is from RefSeq and is a predicted model, not a curated record. The transcript has 5 exons. Gene Ontology annotation, cellular component: endosome; endosome membrane.